This is a messenger RNA of Pseudo-nitzschia multistriata, 1415 nucleotides long. NCBI's taxonomy places the organism in Eukaryota, Bacillariophyta, Bacillariophyceae, Bacillariales, Bacillariaceae. The record is from the annotation of a GenBank genome assembly.
AGCGUCAGUUCAUACCGAACAGCUCCAUGGACCUUCUUUGAGAUCGAAAGAGAGUAUUCGAAAGCAUCAGCCCGACUAGCCCGACAGCGAUCAACCGCCCACUUUUCUCUUAGACUUACGAAUCAAAAUGACAGACGCCGAUAUGAAGGACGCGAAACCGUCGUCCUCGCUCGACGACAAUGAUGGCAAAGAUACCGAUCCUCCGUCCUCCAGUACCGAUGCCAAGGAAGAACCAAAGGACGGUAAGAAUGAUACAAUCACGUCAAUCAAUACAAAAGAUAUAGAAGCCCUCGGAACCUACGACGAAAUCGAAAAAAGUCUGGGCAUUUCAGAAUAUCUUUCGUCUUCCUCUUUCUCGGGUUUUACGGCAGUAGUGAAAGCAAGAUAUUCGGACUUUUUGGUUCACGAAAUAGACCUGGAUGGAAACGUGGCAAGACUAACUUCGUUGGAUGUACCUAAAAGUGAGGCAUCGAAGGAUACAGAGAAGAAGGAAGAGGUUGCGACAAAAGAACCACCGAAAACUGAAGAGGCAGAAAGAAAGCCAGUCGUCGCAGUCGACGAGAAGAUGGAAGCAACCCCAGAGGGGGGGAAAGCUACAGGCGAAGGAGAAUCGGAAUCGUUGCCAUUCGAAAAUUUGGAAUCUGAGUUGGUAGAGAUGAUCAAGGAUGUAGAUGUUUCAAAGAAAGUAAUGGUUUUGCUGAAAUCACACGAGAAGACCAGAGGCGAAAACAGCCAAGCGAAGAGCGACAAUGCCAACGGGUCGGAAGACAAUGAGAGCAAGCAAGCAAGCGAUGCCUUGGAGAAAUUCGUGACAUUGCCUUCUCUCGAAAAAGAGCAGCGAAAAGCCGUCCACAAUUGGGUAAGGAAUUCGCUGAAAUGCGCCCGCGCCGACACCCUCGACGGCAAAAUCCGAAUAUGGCACGCGAGGUUCGAAACAGAAAUGCCCAACUACAAGGCAUUUGGUACGCACAAGAAGCGAAAAAUGAGCGACCGUGCGCUGAAAAAGAAAGCAAGGUCAAACUGGCCCUCGGACCGUCCCGAGUUUUUACGGUUUGUCAUGUACAAGGAAAAUUGUGACACCACAACCGCCACCAAGGAUGUGAUGCGACGCGGAAGCACGGCUCGGAUUGGCUUUGCCGGCAUGAAAGACAAACGUGGCAUCACGAGUCAGUUCUGCACCCUUUUCAAAACGCUUCCCGAGCAAAUCAUGAAGUCCCACCACCAACAAAGAGGCGGGGGCGGGAAUACGAGGCAGAAGGGUUACAGCAUUGUGCACAUUGGCAACUUUCAAUUCGUGUCUCGGGAGCUUCGAUUAGGGUCUUUGAAGGGGAACCGAUUCGAUAUUGUUUUGCGAAAUGUAAAGUUGCUGGGAGACAAUGCCAACGACGAAUCGAAAAGAAAGAAAGUUUUGGAAG